AUGGACACACAAGGAGCAAAGAAAAGACUGUAUGGGAAAUGGCAUUUAGUUUGCCAUUUUGCGUUGAUCACUUGUUUCUUGGAUACAGUCCGGGGACAGAUUCGAUACUCCAUCCCUGAGGAACUGGAGCAUGGAGCUUUUGUUGGCAACAUCGCAGAGGAUUUAGGCUUGGAUUUGGACAAGCUCUCUGCGCGCAGAUUCCGGAUAGUCUCGGGUGCCAAGAAGCAGUAUGUGGAGGUCAAUUUGGAAAAUGGAGUUGUAUUUGUCAAUGAAAGAAUAGACCGCGAAGAACUAUGCGAGCAGAGUUUGUCGUGUUCUUUCCACUUGCAAGUGGUCAUAGAAAACCCUCUGGAGCUGUACAGGGUAGAGAUGGAGAUUUUGGACGUGAACGAUAACUCUCCCAGUUUCCCGUGGACCGAGUUUAAUCUGGACAUAUCGGAGUCCGCUGCGCCAGGAUCCCGUUUCCCACUUGAGAGCGCACAGGACUUAGACGUCGGAUCCAACUCGCUCCGCACAUAUUUGCUGAGUGUAAACGAGCAUUUCCUUUUAGAUAUACAGACGCGCAGUGAUGGCAGCAAAUUUGCAGAACUCGUCCUACAAAGCCCACUGGACAGAGAACAACAAAGUGCGCAUCAAAUGGUCCUAACGGCGGUGGAUGGAGGCGCGCCGGAGAGAUCCGGCACUGCGCAAAUUGACAUCACCGUUUUGGAUGCAAACGAUAACGCGCCUGUAUUUGAUCAGUCCUUUUACAGAGUGAGGCUGGCUGAAAAUGCACCAAAAGGCACCGUGGUCAUAAAACUCAACGCGUCCGAUUUAGAUGAGGGUCCCAAUGCUGACAUCACCUACUCUUUCAGUGGCCACGCUCCCAUCAAAGUGCGCCAGCUUUUCAGCGUAGACUCGCGCACGGGGGAAAUCAAAGUGAAAGGAGUGAUAGAUUAUGAAAAAGCAAGAAUGCACGAAAUUUAUGUUCAGGCUAAAGAUAAAGGCCCCUCCGCUGUAGCAGUGCACUGUAAAGUGCUGGUGAACGUUUUGGAUAAAAAUGACAACCUCCCGGAAGUGAUCUUGACAUCUGUGUCCACACCUGUGCAAGAGGACGCACCCCCGGGGACGGUGAUAGCUGUCAUCAGCGUGAUGGAUAAAGACUCAGGUGAAAACGGGAAUGUAGACUGUGAGAUUCCCCAUCACGUGCCAUUUCAGCUCCACUCCUCCUUUAAGAACUAUUAUACAUUAGUAACUAGUGAUUUUCUGGACAGAGAGGCGGUGGCUGAGUACAACAUCACACUUACCGCGCGAGAUAUGGGCUCCCCACCUUUAUUCACCAGGAAAACUAUUCUGGUCCAAGUGUCUGAUGUGAAUGAUAACGCGCCUCACUUCAAACAGCCGUCCUAUACUGUGUAUUUGACUGAGAAUAAUGCUCCGGGUGCAUCCAUAUGCUCAGUGACUGCACUGGAUCCAGACUCUGGCCAAAAUGCAUAUCUCUCAUAUUCUAUCCUGGAGGGUGACAUACAGGGAAUGCCUGUGUCAACAUAUGUAUCCAUAAACUCUGACAACGGGAACAUUUACGCGCUGCGAUCUUUUGACCACGAACAACUUAAAAACUUUCAGAUAACAGUUCAAGCUCAAGACGCCGGGUUCCCGCCUCUAAACAACAACGUGUCAGUCAACAUCUUUAUUUUGGACCAAAACGAUAAUGCACCUGUGAUUGUUUCCCCAGUUGCGCAAAAUGGCUCUGCACCCACGGGAGCAGUGCCCAGGUCAGUUGACGCAGGUUACCUUGUCGCCAAAAUCAGCGCAGUGGACGCAGACGCAGGUCAAAACUCGCGUCUUUUUUACCAGAUGCUCCAAGCAACAGACCCGAGCUUGUUCACCAUUGCUCUGUACACAGGCGAAAUAAGGACACUACGCCAGUUGGUGGAGGAAGACGCUGCGAGGCACAGAUUGGUCAUACUUGUGAAGGACAAUGGUCAGCCGCCCCUCUCGGCCACUGUUUCCAUCAUUCUGUCAGUGGUUGACAGCCUGCCAGAUUUGCAGCCCGAUUUGGGUGACCUGUCACUAAGCCCGCAUCACAGCUCCAACUUCACCCUGUACUUAAUCGUGUCUCUGGGCGCAAUCUCCUUCACAUUUCUUGUGGCUAUCAUCGUCCUGGUUGCAGUGCGGAGACUGAAGGGCAGAGCGUCCAGCAGAGAGUCCAACUUCCCCUCCAUCACAGGCAGCUGCUGCUGCUGCUCUAACUCAGAAACCUCCACUCCCACAGAGGUGUUCAAAAAGUCCAAUUUAAAUAUUCGGAUGUCCACAGGUGCGUCCGGCUGCGCAGAGGCAAACAGCAACGGCACUCUUCCUCAAGUCUACUGCUAUAAAAUGUGUCUGACACCGGAGUCGUCAAAAAGUGACUUCAUGUUCCUCAAGCCUUGCAGCCCAGUGAUGUCGGUUCAACAGAAUAACGCCAAGAGCACAGAUUACCUCACUUCUGGCUGGAGCGCACUGGACCGUAAUGAACUGUUCAACAACAGAGCAGUAACCCCUAACGAGCAGCUUAAGUAUUCAAACAACGACUGGACCUUGACCAAAAACCAACGCAACUCAGCAUACAAGAGGUAUAGUUCAGCAAAUAUGGAGGGAACUCUAACUCGUCAACAAAGAUAUGAUGCCCAUGGGUUUUCCUGCUCUGUGGCACCACAGUACUGGACCUGGGGGAGCCAUAUGAAUGACUGCAAGAUAUCUCUUCAAGAGGGAACACUUCCUCACAACUCAUGGACUCCAAAGUACACUCAACCUCAUUCUGAACCACCAGACUACCAGCACAAUGUGUACAUACCUGGCACCACGUCUGACUACAGCACUCUGAAGUUGGCACCCAGAGGAGAACUGGAUGUGUACAACACUUUCUCUACUUUUGGAAAGAAAAAGAGAUUUAUCUCAAACUAUGAACAAUCUUUUGACACCGAUGACAGCCUCAUAGUGAGUAAUGACAUCUUCAAAUGA
Molecule: messenger RNA, 2982 nt
Organism: Cottoperca gobio
Lineage: Eukaryota; Metazoa; Chordata; Actinopteri; Perciformes; Bovichtidae
Product: protocadherin beta-15-like
Exons: 4
Coding region: 1-2982 (993 amino acids)
Biological process (GO): homophilic cell-cell adhesion
Cellular component (GO): plasma membrane
Molecular function (GO): calcium ion binding
Source: RefSeq, a predicted model, not a curated record